AUGGAUGUUACUAAAAGUAAUUUUUGUUAAUCUCAAAGGAAUACAUUUUUAGAAAGUGAUUCUUAGUUUAAUUUAAAUGAUUAAGAACAACAAAUUUAAAAUUAGUAAUUUUAAUAACAUCAAUAUAAAAAAAGCUCUAAUUAAUAAAAAAGCAAUUUAUUGAAAAGAUAUUCUUUAAAUAACUAAAAUAGUGAAUUUAUUAUUUAAAAUAUAUUUGCGAAAAAAAAGUAUUUUUUAAUUUUUUAAAUAAAUUAUUUAUAAUGUGUUUUUGUUUUUGUUUUUGUUUUUGUUAUUGUUUUUUUUUUUUUUUUUAAUGAUUAGUUCUAAAAAAAUAAACAAUUAAAUCGAUUUAUUAAAUCUGUUAGAAUAAAAUAAAAAAAUAAACUAUACCGAUAAUUUAAAACAUAAAAAUCCUAAAAUUUGUAAUAUUUUAAAUAAAAAAUACUUAAUUUAUUUAACUUUUUUAUAUCAAUAUUUAUAUAUAUAUAUAUAUAUUUUAAUGCAUCUAAAGGCGUAAUUGAACCUAAAAACCCCUAAAAUACGAAUAUAUAAAACUAUAAAAAAAGUAAUUAGUAUUUAGUAUAAAAUAAUUAGUCUAAUAAAAAUGAUUACAUAGAAUCUAUUAUAAAAAACAUUAAUUAAAGCAAAGGAGGAUUAAACGAAGUUUGGAAAAAGAGAUCAUUUAGAAUUUUAGCAAAAAUUAAUUAUUUUAUUUUACGAAUAAAAUAGUUCUCUCUAUCUUUAAAAUUCAAAAGCUUUACCCAAAAACAAUUCCAAUUAAUAAAUGACAAAAGCUCAAACUAUGAAUUUUUUAAGUUAAUAUAAUAUAAUUAAAAAAACAUAUUUAUUUACACCUACCAGAAAAUUAUAUAUAAUAUCAAAAAAUCUAUAAACGUUUAUCUUUAUAAAAACUUUAAGGUAUUCAAAAGUUUAAAAAUUAGCAAAAAUAUAUAAAUACAACCAAAUAGUUACAUUAAAAAUAGCUGGGAUUUAUUAACUUUUAUUUUAAUUUUUUUUAAUUUAUUUUACAUACCUCUUGUAGUUUGUUUUCAAGAAGAAAAAAUAAUUGCUUUCUAAACAUAAAUUAGUCUUCUUAAAUAUUUCUUUUCUAUUGAUAUUCCUAUAUAAAUGAUAACUCCAUAUUAUUCUAAAGGACAAAUAGUUUAAGAAAAAAGUAAGAUUUUCAAAAAAUAUGUUUAAAAAAAUUUCAUUUUAGAUUUUUUAACAUCUUUAGGUUUUAUUGCAAGCUUUUUUUUAUAAAUAAAUUGGAUAAACUAUGUUAUAAUAUUCAAAAUAAAACGAAUGAUAAAUAUAUAUAGAGAAAUAGAAUAAAGACUUAACCUUCGUUAUAAAUAUUCAACAUUUUUAGAUUUAACAACUUUGGUUUAUUAUAUUAUUAUAGUCGCCCAUAUAUGUGGUUGCCAUUUUUUUUUAGUAGGAAUAUUAUAAAAAACUGACUUAGAAACAUAAACAUGGAUAAUGGCUUAAUAACUUGAUGAAUAAAAUUUGUAAACUAAAUAUAUAACAUCCGUAUAUUGGGCUGUAAUAACAAUGAUUACACUGGGAUAUGGUGAUGUAGUUCCUAUAACAAAUAUCGAAAAAAUAUAUGUGACUUUUGUCACAAUAAUUAGUUGUGGGGUAUUUGCUUAUAUAGUGAAUACUAUUGGGUCUAUAAUAUAAGAUAUAAAUAAGAAUUAUUAAGAGUUUUAACAUAAUGUAUCUUAAUUGAGUGGUUAUUUAACCGAAAGGGGUGUUAAUAAUAACUUAAUUGUAAAAAUAAAAAAAAACUUCGAGUAUUUGUAUAAAGAAUAGGUAAAAAAAUACGAAGUUCAUUAAAGUUUAUUAGAUAAUCUAAACUCGACUUUGAAAAAAGAAGUCUAAAAAGAAAUAUACUACAAGAUUUUACUAUAAUAGAAAUUUUUUAAGUUAAAUUUUACUGAUGAUUUUAUAAAAGAAUUAGCUACUCAUAUCAAAUAGAAAAAUUUAAUGCCCGAAGAAGUUGUUUUUGACUUCGAAAAUAUUAAUUAAAACCUAUAUUUUAUAAUAAAAGGACAGAUUUAAAUAUAUGUAGAUUCUAAUAAUUCCCCAAAAUUAGUCUAAGUGUUUGAGAAAGGAAAGAUUUUCAGCUAAAACUCUCUUUUUAAUUCAGAACCUUCCAUAUAUAAAGCCGUUUCAAAAAAUGUAGCAAAUCUAGCAUAUUUAAAUUAAUAGGAUUUUAUAUAAGUAAUAAAGGCUUUUCCUUAAGAUUACGAAAAAUAUUGUAUGAUAAAAGAUUAAUAUAAUAUAAAUUAGGUAUUAUAAAAUUUAG
Molecule: messenger RNA, 2308 nt
Organism: Ichthyophthirius multifiliis
Lineage: Eukaryota; Ciliophora; Oligohymenophorea; Hymenostomatida
Exons: 3
Biological process (GO): regulation of membrane potential; potassium ion transmembrane transport
Cellular component (GO): membrane
Molecular function (GO): voltage-gated potassium channel activity
Source: RefSeq, a predicted model, not a curated record